AAAAUAUGUGACGUACUUUUGACAUUUUUUGCAAAUUUUUGGUUUAAAAAUGCCAGCGUUCGAGGCAAAGUUCGAUGUACUGGAAAAGUUUGAUGGCAAAUUUUGCGAGUUUUUAAACGUGCAGGAAAAACUGACCGGAAGCAAUUUCAUGGCGAAAAAAUUCAAACAGCCCUGCCGAAAAAAGGAAAAUCUGGUGAACUGCCCGGAAAUCGUGUUGAUGCAAAGGGUACCGUACCACGAGCACGUGUUUGGACUUAUGGAUUACUUCGUCGACACUUUUGGCGAUCGGAUAACUUUUUUGUACGACACUGUGGACAUAAAGCUGAGGGAUAUGUUGAAGGAUACGAAGGGGGGAUUCCCGGAAAAGUUGGCCAAAAAUUAUCUAAACCAGAUAGCCUCCGGUUUGGAUCACCUACACAAACACGGUUUUUUCCACAGGAAUAUUAAUCCUGAUAAUAUCCUUGUCAAGGACUAUUCGGGAUGCCCGAGAGGAUCGGAGAUAUUCAAACUGGCGGGACUUGAAAAUUCAAGGGGGAUGUAUAGUUUGCCGCCUUAUACAGAAACCGUACCAUCAAACAGAUACAAACCCCCAGAAUGCAUUUUAACAGCUGGUCAAUAUGGGUCAAAGGUGGACAUUUGGGCCCUUGGUUGUGUUUUCUACGAACUAUUAAAACAAAAACAGCUGUUUAGAGGCCAUAGUGAUAUUGAACAAUUGGACAGGAUUCAAAGCAUUCUAGGUACACCUAGGUCAAUUUUAAGUUUAAAAAACAAAAACUCUGUCGAGCCGGUUUUCAAAAAUCGGGCGGGGAUUGGAUUGGACCAACUAUUAGGUGAAGUCAGCCUAAGAGGCAGACAUUUGUUGAAAGCAAUGUUGCAAUACGAACCUGAACAGAGAAUAAAUGCGAAAAGGCUCUUAAAACACCCAUAUUUCACGGAACCCAUACAAGAAAAAUACAAGGGUCGUUGCGAACCAGAGUCGUGGACAAAAAAUAAAAACAUUGUCAAAAAAAUUUAUAAAUGUUAAAUAAAUAU
This is a messenger RNA of Brassicogethes aeneus, 1032 nucleotides long. The record is from the annotation of a GenBank genome assembly. NCBI's taxonomy places the organism in Eukaryota, Metazoa, Arthropoda, Insecta, Coleoptera, Nitidulidae.